AUGGCUUCCGGCAGCACACGUCGGCCUGGAAAACAGGGCGAAUGGUACACCGGCGACCCGAACAGGCUGUCCAAGCAGCUCGACGGGUUCUUAUCCGACGUCCCGGACCAGAUUGACGGCGACGGCUUGCCUGUGCCCGGCGCCAGGGUCAUCAUCGCGCCUCACGCGGGCUACUCCUACUCCGGCCCGACGGCAGCCUGGGCCUACAAGGCCCUCGACCUCUCCAAAGCCAAGCGCGUCUUCCUCCUCGGGCCCUCGCACACCUACUACCUCCGCGGGGUCGCCGUCACGACGUACAAGAACUACGGCACGCCCUGGGGCACGCUGCGCGUCGACGAGGCCGUCACCGCCGAGAUCCGCGCCCGGGACGGCGUCGCCGACAUGCCGGUCCGGAACGACGACAAGGAGCACUCGCUCGAGAUGCACCUGCCCUACCUCUGGCUGCGCCUCGAGCAGACCUUCGGCUCGCCCGACAACUUCCCGCCCGUCGUCCCGAUCCUCGUCGGCGACAACAACAAGGCCGAGGAGAAGGAGGUCGGGAAGUGGCUCGCGCCGUACCUCAAGGACGCCGAGAACGCGUUUAUUGUCAGCUCGGACUUUUGUCAUUGGGGCAGCCACUUUGAUUACACGGUGUACUCGCCCGACGGCACGGUGGAGGGGAUGAAGCGGCUGCGCGGGUACAGCGCGCCGGAUGGGCCGCCGAUCCACGAGACGAUCAAGAUGGUGGACGACCUCGCGAUUGAGGCGAUCAAGACGGGGAAGCAUAGUAGUUUCUACGAUAACUUGAAGCAGACGAAGAACACGGUCUGCGGGCGGCACCCGAUCGGGGUGACGAUGGCCGCGCUGGAGGAGCUCGGCGAGGGGCACCCGGUGUUCAAGUUUGUGCAGUACCAGCGGAGCAGCAUGGUGACGGAGCCGAGCGACUCGAGCGUGAGUUAUGUCUCGGCGUACGCUGUGGUAUGA
Molecule: messenger RNA, 963 nt
Organism: Colletotrichum aenigma
Lineage: Eukaryota; Fungi; Ascomycota; Sordariomycetes; Glomerellales; Glomerellaceae
Product: MEMO1 family protein
Exons: 2
Coding region: 1-963 (320 amino acids)
Source: RefSeq, a predicted model, not a curated record